Molecule: messenger RNA, 1265 nt
Organism: Eucalyptus grandis
Lineage: Eukaryota; Viridiplantae; Streptophyta; Magnoliopsida; Myrtales; Myrtaceae
Product: protein PLANT CADMIUM RESISTANCE 2
Exons: 4
Coding region: 322-930 (202 amino acids)
Source: RefSeq, a predicted model, not a curated record
AUGAAGGACGGACGAAAUUCGUUGGAAAGGUCCAGAGGGCCAGGACGAAAUUUCAAUAAUUUUUUCGUGCGGAUCGAUCAACACGGAGCCUCACGUCUCCGUUGACUCGGAGUCAGUCAACACUUGCACGGUCAUCACAUGCACUUUCUCGGCGCCAUCCUCAUUCUAUAAAGUACAGCUCUUCUCCCCCUUUGAACCCAUUAAUCUAUCUCGCCGUUCAGUUUCUUGGUCGUCGGGCAUCCCUCUCUUUCCUUUAUUGAUAUUACGCCAGAAGGGGGAAGGAGCACAAAUCUGCAACCGCGCACGCUCAAAUUUCGAGCCAUGUACUCUUCAUCGGCUGCUAGGAGUACCGACGAUGACAAGUGGAGCGGCUUCUCGUCUCCUCCGCCGGCGACCGGGGCCUCGGUGGACGUUGACAAGCUGCUCCACUCCGACCACCACUCGCAGAACACGUCUGUGGUGGCCUCGGCUCCGCCCACGUACGAGGAGAGAGACCAAGUGCAGUGGUCCUCCGGGCUCUGCGAUUGCCUCUCCGACCGCCGGAACUGUUGCAUCACGUGCUGCUGUCCGUGCGUGACGUUUGGCCAGAUUGCGGAGAUUGUGGAUAAGGGUUCAUCAUCUUGUGGUGUGAACGGAGCGCUGUACACGCUGAUAUUCUGCACGGUGGGUUGCUGCUGCUGCUACUCGUGCUUCUACCGAGCCAAGAUGAGGCAGCAGUACGCCCUCAAGAAGAGCCCCUGCACCGAUUGCUGCGUGCAUUUCUGGUGCGAGUGCUGCGCUCUCUGUCAGGAGUACCGCGAGCUCAAGAUCAACGGCUUCAACAUGAAGAUCGGGUGGCAUGGGAACGUGGAGAGACGGAGCCGUGGGAUCUUGAUGUCUCAGAUGGCACCAUCUUCGGCGCCAACGGUUGAAACAGGCAUGACCCGGUAGGCUCUGGAUGAAAAUGAAGCUCUCCGCACCUGAUUCGUGUGCAUAUAGGAUUGAGUGUUAUCGUGCAUCUCUUUUUAAUUAACUGGGGGGUGCGUCUAUUGUACCUUACGAAAGCAUAUUGGGCAUUUGAUGUAGAUUUAAGGGUUUACCUUUGACUGUUGCAAACGGCAAUACUAGCGCCGAUACUUAGAGUCAGAAAAUGGUUUCGAUAGGCAUAUAAUCGUGUAUGUCCACUUUGACCAUGUCUUGGUUCACUUAAUUAAGCUCGAGAAAAGUGAGUUCAACCUAAGAUUAAGAUGGUGCAAUUGAUGUUCAACGUAGUUGCUGAUUUUUCA